UUACAGGAUGUAUUGCUACAAUAACGAUGAUGGUACUUACAAUAAUCCCAACCCACAGCAAAAUGGUUCAACACACUGGGUACACAAUUUUACGAUAAAAACAAAAACCUAACUACAUAACAGCAAUCAAAACACCAGCAAGGCCUAGAAGCACCACAUUUCUAACAUUACUACUUGGCAAAUAAAUGACAGUAUCUUAUCAAAGGGAUCCACACAACCCAUCACCACUACCCUUGGCUCCGUAUAGAAAAAAACUGAAUGCCAAGACAUAGCAAUCACAGACCUACAGUACCUCUCCUCAGUGACACAAUCAAACACAGCAACUGCUUCAAAAACACUGCAAUUGCCUCAGCUCUGACAGCUUGGUGGAAAGUCAAUAAAAUAAAAAGAAGUCAUCCACAAACACCCAUAUGGCACAACCCAGACUUCACUGCAAAUAAAUAACCUCUAAUUAACCACUGAAUAAAAAGAAGACGAAAUUACACUCCUCUAUCACAUUUUUGACCAUAAGACCUUAUUGACAUAUAUGACAUUGAGAAACAACAAUACGUACAGUAUGUCCAAUUAAAACAUUCAACCAAGGGAAAAAUAGAUAUCUCGACACACACCCUGAAAAAUGACUAUGACAGCAUCAAUAAAACUGCAAAAUCAAACAAUUCUCAACGUUUCCUAUUUAUUUGCUGUAGCACUCCAUUAUCCCAUUUCCAUAUGCAACUCAAUAGGUGUUCAGUACAAAUCACCAUACCCAUACUUGUGGCAUGACAGACAUCUAUAGAACAACAAUCAGCUCUGCAAAAAAAAAUCUUUAAAAAAAAUUAUGUGUUUCCCUUGAUGUUAUGUAACUCAGUAACACUUGUUGUUACCUUUGUAUUUGUUGGUAUAUCCAUACUGUUGACAUGUGUUUGCACUAAUGGGUGUAUAAAGCAAAUUAAUACUUUUCAGCCUGUGGAAACAUUUGUCUCCUGUGAAAAAUAACCCCAAUGAUGUCAUCAGCGUCUCAGCUUAGGUUUAGAGAUUUUAAGGUUUUAAUGUAUAACCCACAUUACAAACAAGAAGUUGGUUGUAAGGGGUUUUGCAGGCAGGGACAUUCUAAUGAAAGAGGUAGCUGAGUUGCACCAUGGGAAUUUUUUUGGAGCUUGAUCCUUACCAGGAAUUUAAAAUCAAGAUAUCUGUCUCUGUCUCCUGUGCGUCCUCAACUUUAUGGACAUGCAAUACUAAACAAAUGGAGUACCCCAUUCAGCAGAGUGACAUUAUAAUCUUUCUUUAUUCUGGAACUGUCUCUGCACAAGAUUGUGAUCUUUUAUAUGAUAUUAUAGCAAUGCUUGCUCAGGCUCCCAUAUCAUCACUGUAAUAGGAUAAUUACAAUGCACAGUAUUAAGCAUUUGUCCUAAAGUUUCUGGUAUAAAGCCGUUAUUUCUACAGCUACACCGCUAACGCAAAAUAGUUUACUUAAUGUGGCGGUGCUUUCCGUGUGUUCCUCAGUAGGUGACUCUCCCUCUCCUCCUGGCCCCUCAGCGCCGUGAUGUUGAGAUCACUUCGGGAGGGCGGUGCAGAAGGAGAGCUACGUGUUGCUGCGCAGCAACAGAUAGAAAGAGGAGAGAGAAAGAGAGAGAGGAAUUCCCUCGCACAGCCAAAAGCGGCUGUCAGGGCGUGUAUCAGUUCCUAUGGCUCCCAGAAUACAAUGUACUAAAUGUAGCCGAUACCUGUAACUGAAGGAGGAGUAAAACCCGGCGGAUGCAGGAUGUAAGGACUACCAGCUCCAACAAGCCUUCGGGAAUAUCUGAGGAGGGACCGUCAGUUUAUUUCUGUCUGGAGGCAACAUCAUAUUUGACAUCGCGCCGACUCCCUUUGGAAGAGACUUCAUCCUCUCCUGUUCAAGCGGAGAAAAUCAGCCUGACAGAGGCGCGCCUGUCUGGACUCCAGGGGACGGGGGUCUCCGUGGUUAUUACAGGGCCAUAACUUGGCCACAAACUACAGUAUGCCAUCACCGGAGUUGAAAUGCAGAGUCUUCUCCUGGGUGUUCAGUGAGCUGGCUGUGCUUUGAAACAUGACAGGUCAGGCCCUGGGGAAACCAGGCCGCAGGGCUCACAUGGAUGACAACGCCGCCAUCCGCAUCAACGUGGGCGGCUUCAAGAAGCGUCUCCAGUCCGACACUCUCUCCCGGUUCCCCGAAACGAGGCUUGCGCGCUUACUCCAAUGCCAGUCCAAAGAGUCCAUCCUGGAGCUGUGCGACGACUACGACGACACGGAGAAGGAGUUUUACUUCGACAGGAACCCGGCACUCUUCCCCUACGUGUUGAAUUUCUACAACACGGGGAGACUGCACGUCAUGGCGGAGCUGUGCAUCUUCUCCUUCAGCCAGGAGAUCGAGUACUGGGGCAUCAACGAGUUCUUCAUCGACUCCUGCUGCAGCAGCGCCUACCACUGUAGGAAAAUGGACCAGGAACGGGAGGACUGGGAGGAUAGAAGCGAUGAAGGGAGCACCACUUCAUCUUUUGACGAGCUGUUGGAGUUUUACAGCGACGCCACCAAGUUUGACAAGCAGCUGCUCGGGAGCGCACGGAGGCGCGUCUGGUUAAUGCUGGAUAACCCCGGCUACUCCGUGGCAAGCCGCAUCAUCAGCAUCCUCUCUAUCCUGGUGGUGCUCGGCUCCAUCGCAACUAUGUGCAUGAACAGCAUGAGCGAGUUCAGCCUGUUGGACAGUGACGGGCAGCCCACAGAGGACCCGCGUUUUGAGACUGUGGAGCACUUUGGCAUCGGCUGGUUCACUCUGGAGCUGAUCGCCAGAUUCAUGGUGGCGCCGGAUCUUCUGCAUUUCUUCGAGCACCCGUUAAAUAUGAUCGACCUUGUGUCCAUACUUCCGUUUUACCUGACACUCCUUAUAAACCUGGUGGUGGAGAGCACCCCGGCUCUGGCCAACCUGGGACGUGUUGCACAAGUGCUGAGGCUGAUGAGGAUUUUCCGCAUCCUGAAGCUGGCCCGUCACUCUACAGGGCUGCGCUCCCUGGGUGCCACCCUCAGGAACAGCUACAAAGAAGUGGGCCUGCUGCUUCUCUACCUGGCCGUCGGGGUGUCGUUUUUCUCCGUCAUGGCCUACACGGUGGAGAAAGAGGACAGCGAGGAUCUCUCCACCAUCCCGGCGUGCUGGUGGUGGGCCACCGUCAGCAUGACCACCGUCGGGUACGGAGACGUGGUGCCGGUGUCCAUAGCGGGCAAGCUGACCGCCUCAGCGUGCAUCCUGGCCGGGAUCUUAGUAGUUGUGCUUCCGAUUACGCUCAUAUUCAAUAAAUUCUCUCUCUUCUACAAGAGACAAAAACAGCUAGAGAUCGCAAUGAGAAGCUGUGAUUUCGACGAGGGUAUAAAAGAGGUGCCCUCGGUCAACCUGAGGAACUAUUACGCACACAAAGUCAAAUCCCUCAUGGCGAGCUUGUCAAACAUGAGCCGGAGUUCACCCAGUGAACACAGUCUGAAUGAAUCCAUACAUUGAAAGGGUUUCAUCAAGGACACCCGGUCAGGUUUGGGUGACACUUUUCAUUCAAUGUGGCUGCAUGAGGAGCUGUCCGGGGUGCUGAAGCCUCUGGAUCAAAAGCCCACUUCCUCCCACUGAUGUCUGACCGUUUGCCUCUCUGUAGCUCAGUGCAAUAACGUGUUAAUAUAUGUGUCAGUCAAAAUGAGAACGUGAGAAAAUGUACAGGACAGCCUGAAUAUGAUAUUUCACUGUGCAUUAUUAUGGUCCUUUACCAAACAGGCCAAUAUCUGACCACAUAAGAUUAAAAAGAAAGAGAAUGCUGUAGUUGUUUGCAGUCCUAGAUGGUGUCACACUGUAGUCCAUCCUCCAGCUGUACUUGUUGUGAUCAAAUGUGUCUGAAAGUAACUCCAGCUGUAUCUCUUUUGAAAGAGUGUUGAUGUGUUAUUGUUCUGUUGCAACAAGAUUACUUCAGAUGUGUGGUUGAAGCAAACUGUAUUAAACAAAAAAUACACAACGCCCUUCCUCAUGUUUUUCAUGUGCAGAGCGAGGGUCUUUCAGCAUCUUCCUAAGUGUGUCUUAACAUAAGUAAGCCCGAAGGGGUAGCGAGGGAUUUAUAGUAGUGACUGACACAAUACCUAAAACAGUUUGACAGGCACAGCAACAACCAUUCAGAGCUGACACACUGAGUACGUUUAUUCAGAGGAUUUUAUUUUUUGGGGCAUUUUGGCAAUGACAUCCCCUUUUAAACUGACAAAACAGCUGCUUUUAUUAAUUAAUAUGUCUUAACAAGGCAGUAAUUAAAUGUAUAUUGGGGGACCCACUUUAUAGUCAGACAUACUCAAUACAUAGAUAGAAAAUAUAAAGAAAAACAUUUCCUAUGCUACAAAAGGCAACCAUGCACUGCCAUCCAAAAAUAAUCAUUGGCGGAUUUUAUCACAAAUGUAAAUCAACUUGGCUCUAGUAGUAUGGUGUACUGCAGUUCUGUGUGGUUUGUCCAAGUGGUGUUGCCGUACCCCAGCAGAAGUAGUUGCUGGAUGGCUGUGGAGUAGGUACAAUCAAUGUCUAACACUGUACUGUCUCUAUUUAAUCAGUUUUAAAUGUACUGGAAAUUGAUAAAAUACACUGUAAUAUGAGUGGUAUGUAGGCUAUAUCAUUGUAUAUUCUUGUAGUUUUUUGUAAAGUGUUAUUAUGUCAUAAAAGUUGCCAUAAAAAAUGAAAAUAAGUCAUAGUAUAAUAUGUCAUAAAAAAAGUAAUUUAAGAGUCAUAGUGAGUGCACUUUUCCUGUGCGGCAAUCAAUCAUAUGCUUGCUCCCUAAAAAGGCACUCAGUCAUCAAAACUUUAAGACUCCUUGAAACAUUUUUUGUUGAAAAUGCUCUGAAAUGGUCUAUUUAGCUGUUGAGUUUCUAAAAAUAUUUCCUGGGGGGAAUGAAUCCCAGACCCCACUGGAAGGUUGGUCAAUUGUAAAUGAUACACCCCACUGUUGAUAUCCACAAACAUGGUAUCAUACUGGUAGCAAAAGCAGACAGUAGAUCCAUCACCAAAGUAGAAGUUACACCUUGUCGUGCUUUCUGCAUACUGCUAUAUUUACCUCUAAGGAGAACUGUGUAGAAAAUACUUGACAAUUCAGUAUGCAGAUACAGACAUUUUCUUUUGUCAUUGUUCAGUUUCAUGUAAAUCUUCCUUUCUAUGAGUAAUUUGUCUCCUUGUCAACAGCCUGUAACCUCAGAAGAUGAAUGGUGGAGGUAACCUGCAAACUUCUCUUUUUUUUCUAUUAAGUCUCAAGGUGUCUUGUUAAAGUUUUUUUUAUUCCACUGGG
Messenger RNA from Epinephelus moara (kelp grouper), 5285 nucleotides. RefSeq names its product potassium voltage-gated channel subfamily S member 2-like. Gene Ontology annotation, molecular function: voltage-gated potassium channel activity; protein binding. Gene Ontology annotation, biological process: potassium ion transmembrane transport; protein homooligomerization; regulation of delayed rectifier potassium channel activity. The coding region runs from base 2048 to 3487 and encodes 479 amino acids. The transcript is spliced from 2 exons. The record is from RefSeq and is a predicted model, not a curated record. Gene Ontology annotation, cellular component: voltage-gated potassium channel complex; membrane. NCBI's taxonomy places the organism in Eukaryota, Metazoa, Chordata, Actinopteri, Perciformes, Serranidae.